This is a messenger RNA of Triticum turgidum subsp. durum (durum wheat), 435 nucleotides long. Lineage: Eukaryota; Viridiplantae; Streptophyta; Magnoliopsida; Poales; Poaceae. The record is from the annotation of a GenBank genome assembly.
AUGGCGGCCUCGCCGACGGGGGUAGCGUGCCCCGUCUACCCGUGGCCGAGCGACGCGGCGCAGCGCGGGGCCAAGGUGUUCAUGCAGAGCGACUGCGCGGCGUGCCACUCCGCGCUCCCCUACGCCGGCCUCCGGGGCGCGGCGGUGCCGGGACAGGACGCGGGAGCCAGGACGGCCGAGAUCCUCGUCGCCGAGGAGGCGCGGCCGGCCGGGGUGACGACGACGCCGCUCCAUGGCGGCGCCGCCGCGCAGACGCCGGACCUCGCCACCGUCGCCACAAGAAUCCAGGGCGGGCUGCGGUGCAAUCUGUACUCCACCGGGACGGCGGCGCCCGUCAGGGCGAUGCUCGCCGGCGGCGCCGCGGCGUGCCAGGAGCUGAAGAAGAGCCCCGUCUGGCUGCAGUUUGCCCAGGCUUUCCAGGCUGCAGAGAGCUAA